CUGCAGCGGCGCGCUAGGAAUCACGAACAGAGACGCGCAAUGCACAGGGAAUGGCAGAGGGGCUCACUAUCGAUUCAUUUGGGCAUUCCAUAUCUCAGUUAGCAGGGAUGGUGAGGCACAGCCAGAUUGCCGAGCUGCAGGCUUUCCAGCAUUCCCUUCAGAGCAACUCUGUGGUGUCAGGCUCCGUGGGGGAUUGCCUGCAGGCCGGUGGUCCCUCUGCUCAGGAGCUCGCUUGCUUCCCCUCGGCCUCCACAGCCAUGGAGGCCAGCAAGCCUGUGGACAUUGCGGAGCAUCCUAUGCGGAAGAAGAAGAAGAGGAGGACCAGAGCCACUGACAGCUUCACUGGAGCAUUUACAGAUCUGUACAAGCUGACAGAAGAGAUGCUCGGGCAGGGGGCUUAUGCCAAGGUGCAAGGUUGCAUAAGCCUGCAGAAUGGGAAUGAGUAUGCUGUGAAGAUCAUUGAGAAGAAGGCUGGACACAGUCGCAGCCGUGUUUUCAGGGAGGUGGAAACACUCUACCAGUGCCAAGGCAACAAGAACAUUCUGGAACUAAUUCAAUUUUUUGAAGAUGAUAAUUGCUUCUACUUGGUGUUUGAGAAGUUAAAAGGAGGAUCUAUCCUGACCCACAUCCAGAACCGUAAGCACUUUGAUGAGCGGGAGGCCAGUCGAGUGGUUCGGGAUAUAGCUAAAGCGCUCGACUUCCUUCACACCAAAGGUAUUGCUCAUCGUGACCUCAAGCCUGAAAACAUCCUGUGUGAAUACCCUGACCAGGUGUCUCCAGUGAAGAUCUGUGACUUUGACUUGGGGAGCGGUGUGAAGCUGAGCAGUGCCUGUACCCCCAUCACCACCCCUGAGCUCACCACUCCCUGUGGGUCUGCAGAGUACAUGGCCCCUGAGGUAGUGGAGGUGUUCACAGAUGAGGCCUCAUUCUACGAUAAGCGCUGUGACCUCUGGAGCCUAGGGGUCAUCCUCUACAUCUUACUGAGCGGGAGCCCGCCCUUCACCGGUCACUGUGGGACGGACUGCGGCUGGGAUCGCGGAGAGGCCUGUCGCGCCUGCCAGAACAAUCUGUUCGAGAGCAUCCAGGAGGGGCAGUACGAGUUUCCAGAGAGGGACUGGGCCCACAUCUCUGAUGGGGCCAAAGACCUCAUCUCCAGGCUGCUGGUGCGAGAUGCAACACUGCGCCUCAGUGCUGCCCAGGUCCUACAGCACCCUUGGGUGCAGGGAAAUGCUCCAGAGAGAGGCCUUCCAACUCCACACAUUCUUCAAAGGAACAGCAGCACCAAAGACCUGACGCAGUUUGCCGCGGAUGCCAUCGCCUUCAACCGGCAGCUGUCCCAGCACGAGGAGGAGUGCGAGGACGCCAGCGCCUCGGUGGUCUGCUCCAUGAAGCUGUCGCCCCCCUCCAACUCCAGGCUGGCCCGCCGCAGGGCACAGUCUAAUGCCCUUCGCGCCCGAGACUUCCUGCCCACGGCCGAGGAGCCACCAGUGUGAGCCGCGACCCCCCCCCCCCGACCACACACACACACACACACACACACACACACACACACACACACACACACACACACACACAC
Molecule: messenger RNA, 1576 nt
Organism: Sardina pilchardus (European sardine)
Lineage: Eukaryota; Metazoa; Chordata; Actinopteri; Clupeiformes; Clupeidae
Gene: mknk1
Product: MAPK interacting serine/threonine kinase 1
Exons: 14
Coding region: 51-1493 (480 amino acids)
Biological process (GO): peptidyl-serine phosphorylation; intracellular signal transduction; protein autophosphorylation
Cellular component (GO): cytoplasm; nucleus
Molecular function (GO): calmodulin binding; calcium-dependent protein serine/threonine kinase activity; calcium/calmodulin-dependent protein kinase activity
Source: RefSeq, a predicted model, not a curated record